Molecule: messenger RNA, 2442 nt
Organism: Drosophila serrata
Lineage: Eukaryota; Metazoa; Arthropoda; Insecta; Diptera; Drosophilidae
Product: Odorant receptor 33b
Biological process (GO): detection of chemical stimulus involved in sensory perception of smell; sensory perception of smell
Cellular component (GO): plasma membrane
Molecular function (GO): odorant binding; olfactory receptor activity
Source: RefSeq, a predicted model, not a curated record
AUGAAGUCCGCCCCACCGGUUGUCAGGAGUGAAAAGCUCUACAGGACCUACUGGCUCUACUGGCGACUUCUGGGUGUCGAAGGCGAGUAUCCAUUCCGCUGGCUACUGGAUAUUGUCAUCAGCUUUUUUAUAACCUUCUGGAACCCUGUGCAUUUAAUAAUCGGAUUAUUUAAUAAGUCAACAUCGGAGGUGUUUAGGAGCCUGCAUUUUACCACUGAAUGCUUUUUCUGCAGUUUAAAAUUUGUGUGCUUUCGAUGGAAGCUGGCCGAGAUAAAGGCAAUCGAACGUUUGCUCAGGGAGUUGGAUAAACGAGCUGAGAGCGAAGAGGAUCGCAGAUUCUUCGAUAGAAAUACAAGACACAUGGCGGAAAUUGUCUCAAGAAGUUAUUUAGUAGCUGGUAUUUCGGCCAUAAUCACAGGAACUGCCUCUGGCUUAUUUAGCUCUGAGAGAAAAUUAAUGUAUGUGGCCUGGUUUCCUUAUGAUGUUCAGGCCAAUUCCCUAAUCUUUUGGAUAAGCUUUUCCUAUCAAGCUAUUGGCAGCUUGGCAAUUCUGGAGAAUCUGGCCAACGAUUCAUCCCCAAUGACUUUCUGCAUACUCGCAGGACACGUAAGGCUUCUGUCGGAGCGUUUAAGUCGAAUAGGAUAUGAUAAAGAGAAAACCAUGCUGGCAAAUACCAGGGAACUCAUUGAGAAUAUCAAGGAUCACAGGAAAAUAAUGGAGAUCAUUCGCCUGCUUACCAGAACUCUUUAUACCUCUCAGCUUUUCCAGUUCAUAUCGACUGGCAUGAAUAUAUCCAUAACGCUGCUUAAUAUACUGUUUUUUGCGGAGAAUACCUUUGCAAUUAUAUACUAUUUUGUAUUUUUUGCGGCCAUGCUUAUUGAGCUCUUUCCAAUUUGUUAUUUUGGCACUCUGCUGUCCAUGGAGUUCGAUAACUUGCCAUAUGCCAUCUUCUCCAGCAACUCCCGGUCGAAUAGGACUCAUUGCCGAAUCUUGAUUAUACUAAUGCAGUUGACGCUGGUAAAGGUAAAUAUUAAGGCUGGAGGGAUGAUUGGCAUCGGCCUGGAUGCGUUCUUCUCCACCGUUCGUAUGGCCUACUCCUUUUCACCUGGCCAUGUCGUUUCGAUAGUAUAUAAACGGAAGAACCAGAAGGCUCGUCCCUCAAUUGUCUUGACCAUGGAAUUGGACGCGCCAGUCAUCAGUAGUGGAAACAUCUACAAAGUAUGGUUCUACUGGCGCUUGUUGGGCUUGGAAACUGACUUUCCCCUACGACAUGUGGUGGAUUUCCUGAUCACAUUCUUUGUAACCUUCUGGUAUCCGAUCCAUUUGAUCCUUGGCCUCUGCAUGGAGCAAACCCUGGCCAAUGUCUGCAGAGGACUGCCGAUCACAGCUGCCUGCUUCUUUUGUAGCUUCAAGUUUAUCUGCUUCCGCCUAAGACUGGACGAGAUUAAGGCCGUUGAAGUCCUGUUCAAGGAACUGGAUCAGCGAGCUGUGACUGCGGAGGAACGACAGUUCUUCGAUCGCAAUACACAACGUGAGGCGAAUUUCAUUUGGAAGAGCUUCCUGGUGGCCUACAGCCUUUCCAAUUUGUCGGCCAUAGCUUCUGUACUCUUUGGCGGCGGACGAAACCUUUUGUAUCCAGGAUGGUUUCCCUACGAUGUCCAAGCCUCGGCUCUCCGCUUCUGGCUAAGUGUUAGCUAUCAAAUAGCCGGCGUGAGUUUGGCCAUAUUGCAGAAUCUGGCCAACGACUCCUAUCCACCGAUGACAUUCUGCGUGGUGGCCGGACAUGUGAGGAUGCUGGCCAUGCGAUUGAGUCAAAUUGGACAUGAUCAGGAAGCGGACAAAAAGGUGAUUGCCAGAAAGUUAAUUGAGAGCAUCGAGGAUCAUCGAAAGCUAAUGAAAAUCGUUGAGCUGCUGCGCAUCACCAUGAAUGUGUCCCAGCUGGGUCAGUUUGCGGCCAGUGGCAUUAAUAUCAUAACGCUUGUGAACAUCCUGUUCUUCGCGCAGAAUCAUUUCGCGGUUACCUACUACGCCGUGUACUUCAUCUCGAUGGUGCUGGAAUUGUUUCCCUGCUGCUACUAUGGCACUCUGAUCUCCAUCGAAAUGGGCCGUCUGACCUAUGCUAUAUACUCGAGCAACUGGCUGGGCAUGGAGCGAGGAUACUGCCGUUCUCUGCUCAUCUUCAUGCAACUGACUCUGGCCGAAGUUCAGAUCAAGGCCGGCGGCAUGAUUGGCAUCGGUAUGAAUGCCUUUUUCGCCACCGUGCGACUGGCCUACUCCUUUUUCACGCUGGCAUGUCGCUGCGAUAAUGAACAAUGGCGAGGAGUACAAUGGAUAAUGGAUAAUGAGGCUGGUGGUCGGCUGGCGGGCAUUUGGCGUCCGCAUUUGCAUGCUCGCUUAAUUUUAAUUACCACUAAUGGCGGCCCAUUAAUGGAGGCUUUAUGA